GUUCCGAGUGGGUCCCCGGAAGCGAAAAGUAGAAAAGAGACAAAAUGGAAGCUUUGAUGUUAGUUAUUCUGGUUACUCAAAUAAUCGGUGUUUUCUCACAAGCAGUGAUCCCAGCUAGCAGAACAAAAGAAAUAUGUUCAGGGUCUCGCAUGGUACUGAAGUUUGAUGAGGUGACCUAUACACCAGGAAACAUUGUAAGCUGGCACUUCAUACCUGCUGGAGGAUCUGAGGAGGAAGAUGUUGGCCUGGUGAGAACCUCUCAGAAAGUCACUGCUGUUGGAAAAUUCGAAAACCAUACACUAGAGAGAGUUGGUGAUUUAGGAAUGGCAUUGUCUGAUGUGAGGAUAAGUGACAGUGGAUUGUACCGAGUCAGUCAGAAUCCCAACCUCAGAUACAAAGUAACUGUAAAAGAUCCAUGUCUGAAUUCCUCUAUGGUUGCAUCUCAGGGAGUCAAACAAUGUGCAGAAAUACAUUGUCAAACAAGAAGCACCUUCUUAAGAUUUGAAGUAGAAGGAGAUACAGAACAGAUUACUGAGAAUCCCAACACAUUCUGCGCUCUCUCUGUUACCAAUGUGACCUGUUUUGUUGAAGUGAACGGCCAGGAGCUGUCAAAUAGCAUCACUGUUGACCUGAAACCUGAUGAUGAUGACGAGAAUUAUGACAAGAAUUCUGAAGGACUUGGAACCGGAGCAACCGUUGGCCUCAUUAUUGGUAUGAUUGUGAUUGUGGCUAUCAUGGGAGGCCUUGGAUAUGUUGUUUGGAAGAGAGCCAACAACAGCAAAGGCUAAUGUGAUUUUGGAAGAAGAUCAGAACCAUCAUUCCAGAUUGGAACUUUCAGGGUGAUAAAAACCACACCUAUCUGGCUGUUUUUAAAAACAUUUUGAUUCAAUGUGAACAGUUUUUAAAGUCAAGUGUAUCUGUCUACUGUAAAUCACUUAGAUUUUGUAAAUACUUUAUUUUGAGACAUAUUUGCGAAUACAUGAUUUCGCGAACGCUGAUCUAGAAAUUACUCGAAAAUCGCAAAUGAUGAGCUGUUGGAGUCAUUGACACUACAAGACUCGUAUAUUAGUAGCCCAUAAUUUACAGUAUGACUUUUUUUGUAUUUUUGAUUGAUUUACCAGUACGAUUUUAAGUGGUUUAGGUCUGAGUAUUUUACAAUUAUGCUUUUCAGUGUUUUUUAUCCGAGUGUGUGAUUUUAAACUUCCUCUGAUCAACAUUAUCCCCACGCAUGUGCGAAUGUGAUCCUGAUUGCUUGAAGUCAAAAUCAAUAUAAAAGAUUACACUUGUCUUAGGAAUAUUUGCAAUAAGUAACGUGAUAUGAUAGGAUAUGAAGUGUAGGUACAUCAUACAGCUAGGUGCUUCCAAUUGUGUGCGUUUUACAAAGUAUUGUUCACUUAGGAAGACAAUAUAAUUUUUAAAAAAAUGUAAUUAUCCUUAAAGUUGUGUUAUCAAAGAAAAAAGAGUCCUUUAUAUAUUGGUAGGGGUUCAUUAUAGAAGAUAGGGGUAAAUCUUCACACAAAAUCAUACAAAAGAUACACACGUGUGGAUUAAAUCAUAUAUUUAUAAUUUAUAGUGCCCUGUAUACUACUCCAAUAAAACGAUUAGACUGAUUUUGAUUAAAUCACAAUAUGCCACAUUAAAAGUAUUAAUUUUCUGUUUACGAAAUUUGUAACUCCAUAACUUCAUUAACGAAAACAUGCAGUAAAUCAAAAAAAUACCGCGCGAAUUUUUUGUUUAUUUUGAUUUGAUAUUCUAUUUAGCGGCACCACUGAGAUAUAUGAAAGUAAGAAAUUAGUAAUGAGAUAUCAAAAUUCAUGGUCCGUUUUAUUGACCCUUUCAUGCAUAUUUUGUCAUUUUUGUCUUUGCACGAUUACAAUUUUUUUUUUUUUUUUUUACAGUUUUAUUAACUUUAGAGAAUAUUAUUUUUACCUUGUCGUAAGUAUUAAAAUUUCGCCAAGGCCUUCAGGUUCGCUUCGCAAUGUUGUGGCACACCAACCGUCCGUCAGUUUUGGUGGUUUUUUUUAAAUGUUUAUUUUAUAGAAACGUUACGUGUCUAUAAUAUCUAAGAUCAUUUUGACACGUUUAGUCUGCAGUUUUUUUGUUGUUUUUUUUAUGAAGGAGUUUCAGUUAAACAGAGGACGAAUCGGGAAUAAUCAAAUGUUAUAUAAGGAAAGAUGUCUCUCCUUUUGUAGUAAUAUGUUGAGUCCAAUGGAAAUGUUAAAUUAAAGGAAACGAGAAUACACGUUUUGCCACGCAUGUUAAACAUCCUGGUUAGCAGUUAAAUUUUACUGGGUCUCUUGUGCAGUUUACAUUUCAAACACGAGUGCUUCCAAUACAUUAUUCUCUAUAUAGGAAAAACACAUUACAAUUGUACGAGUUCUCUGUUAGUUCCUUACCUAACCUAAACCAGGUUAACUAAAUUUACAGUUUAUUCAAAUACCCAAUAUAAUACAUAUUCCGUUGCGAGUAUAGUUCAAGACAUAACUUUUUUUAAUGUGUGAAUUUUUGUGUUUAAUAUGUUUUUAAAAAAUUCUUUUUUGUGACUGACCAUUUUUGAAGUACACUUUAUAUACACGUUUACCAGUAGCAGUGGUACGGUGUAGUGUGUGAUUUAAAAACUGUUCACUUCAUUUGGAGUACCUGUUCUAAUUUCUGUAAUCAAUAUUGUGCAGCAUUCAAGAUAUACAUUAUUAUAAUAUGUUAUAUACGAUAUAUCCAGAUAUAUAUAUAUAUACUUACAUAAUCAUAUAAGAUUGAUCAUACUCUUGUGAAGUACAGGACCGACAUUGCUCCCCGAAUAAAUGUCAACAUGGUCUGCUAGAUUUGGAACUUCUGUUUCUCCUCAGAAUGUGUUAAUGCAUUCAACAAUACAAUAAUAGUUGUAGAAUAAAUUUAUCAUGCCUGAUAUACUUUUUGUAUACCUUUUUAUAGAAUAUUUUGCCAAUUUACUAGCGUUAAUGCUGCCACUAGACUUGGUUUACAUACCACUGGAGUACUUCGGAUUUAUUGCGGAAAAGACCGAGAUUGUGGUUUUGCUGUUCAGUCAAUGAAAUACAUUUUUUAUUAUACAAAAACGAAUUUAUGAUACGAAAUCCACGGCUUGUACACUAAAUGAAUGUUGCAAUGCAAUUUCCAUUUCAUGUUUGUAUCAAAGUAAUGUAUUCCUCUUCUUGAGAUAUUUACUACCAGUCACCACCUUAAGUAGGCUUAUCACCUGCGUUAUGGAAGAAAUUUUUAGAAAGAUUAUAAAUUUUUUAUUGGAUAUAUCACAAUCAAUGAAAGGCAUAUAAAGGCCUAGUCUGAGUAAUAGCACGUGCUUUGUCACGUGCAGCAAACAGAAAAAAAAUAAGCAUUGGCAGUUCAUGCUUUUAAUAUUCAGACAACGGAAAUGAUGUCUGUUUUCCGACUGUUUUUAAAUAAUCAAAGGUAAAAGUAAUUUUCCACGCUACGGUUAAUGCCGCGGUGGCCGAGAGGUUAAGGUGUCCAGACACUUUAUCACUAGCCCUCCACCUCUAGGUUGCGACUUAAGCAUAUAAACACACGUGGGGCAGUUGCCUGGUACUGAUCAGUCAUGACCGUAGGUCAGUGGUUUUUCUCUCCUCUACCUCGAAAACCAGGCACAUCCUUAAAUGACACUGGCUGUUGAUAGGACGUUAAAAAAAAUCAACAAAAAACAAAAUCCUCGGUUAAUGGGAUAGCUAAGAUAUGGUUAACAUAUCUAAUUAUUACUUGUGUAGAAGUGAUGGAAAACUACAAAACCCGGUGAUACAAUCCCGUACUCCACAGUGACUUAUAUUUACUGGGUACCAAUUACUGGUCAACUGUAUCUAAAGUCACUAAUCAACACUGGUAGUAUAUCUUUGUGACAAAGAUAUAUCUUUCUUCUUAUCAUCAUUAUCGAUAUCAAUGAUCUUUCGUUCAUUGAUAUGCGUUAAAGAGACUAAGUAGAUUCAUGAUAGCCAGUUUUUGCACUAUUAAGAUGUCUUGAUGAGAUCGUUUUUACAAUAGUAAUAUUUUUAGUUUCUAGUCAUUUUCGCUGUGUAUACCAUUGACCUGCAUGUUUAUAAUGUGUAUCUGCUAUAAUGUAUGAAUACUUGUGUGAUAAAUAUGUCCAUUAUCAUCUUAUUUAAUCAAUAUACAUUUGUAUCGUGUGGCAUGCUUGCUCCCUAUCGAAUCAUGUAAUUUGUAGCGGUACGAAAUUGUAAUGAAUUAAUGGAUUUUCGGGAAGUUUAGACAAUGAAGAAUUACUUAGAAAACUAUGAUGAUAUUAAUAUAUUGAACAUUUUAAAAUUUCUCACAUGUAAUUAAUGCAAUUCUUCAUAAAUGUUUUAAUUUGGAUACAUUUCUGGAGAGCUGAAAUGAAAGACAUUCGGUUAUAAUUUGAAUUGAGAUGUCAAUCAAUAUUCUACAUGAAAAUAUAUAUAUAUCAAUCAUCGUGUCUAUUUAUCACCGGUAUGGUGUAUUAGUAUGACUUCAAUAAAUUAUCGUUUUUAGCUCACCUGGCCCGAUGAGUCAAGUGAGCUUAUGCCUUGGUGUGGCGUCCGUCGUCCGUCGUCCGUCCGCCAUCAACUUUUCAAUUUAUACCUAUAUUCAAGGCCACACGGGUUAAAUUUGUUAAACCUUUAAUAUACUUCUUCUCAUUUAACAAGAGACCGAGAGUCAUAUUUUGCUGAGCGGUUCUUUAUAUGAAGCCUGACGAAGUUUGUGAACAGAAAUUACAUUGACCAUAUUUAAGCCCACAGGGGUCAGCUGUGUUAAAACACUCAAAAACUUCUGAUCAAUCGGAUGACCAAAAGUAAUUAUAUUUGACUUGUCGGCUCCAUUGAUGAUUCCCGACCAAGAAAUGACUCUGGUCCGUAUUCAAGGUCACAUUUGUCAAAUUGGUUAAACCCUCAAUUACUUCUGAUUAACUGAAAGGCAAAGUAUCGAAAUAUUUUCCUGGUAAAACAAAAAUUUGCAAAAGGAAAUUUGUUUUUUUCUGAUUGAAUAAAAUAACAAGAAUACAGUACAUUUGUAUUUGGCUGGUAGGUUUCCCGGAUUAUGUCAAACAUAACUUGUGAAAGAAGGUCACAGGGGUCAAAUUUGUCAAAGCACAAAAUCAUGAUCUUUAUAUCAACUUAAAGGCACGAAAUCAAAGG
This is a messenger RNA of Pecten maximus, 5138 nucleotides long. RefSeq lists its product as uncharacterized. NCBI's taxonomy places the organism in Eukaryota, Metazoa, Mollusca, Bivalvia, Pectinida, Pectinidae. Bases 45 to 788 code for a protein of 247 amino acids. The transcript is spliced from 7 exons. The record is from RefSeq and is a predicted model, not a curated record.